UCUUAACCUCUCCCGAAAAAAGUGAGGAAUCGAGCGAGGGUUUAAUUAAAAUCCUAUUUGGGGAUUUCUUAUUUAUUUCACUUAAGUCAUCAAAAUGUCUGAUCUUCCGUAUGGACCGCCAGUCCGUGUAUCACCUUUGAUCAGGUUUGGUCGUUGGUCGUUACUCACAGUGGGCAUUGCCUAUGGAGCGUUCCAUCAGAAUAGACUGUCCAGAAAGGAAGCUAAGUUCCGUGAAAUUCAGGCCAAGGAGAAGGUUAUCAAAGAUGCUAAGUUGAAGGAGGAGAAGGCUAUUGCUGCUGCUGCUGAAAUCAAGGCCCUAGAAGAGAUGGUAAGCGGCCCCAAGAAGUAAACAAUUUAGCUGUUAAGAGAAUAAGAAGCACGGCCACCUCGGAUGUUGCCUGUGAUAAAAAUACAUCAUGUGUUUAAAUGGCAAUAUUAUUCCAUCUAAAAAUUUGUAAAAUAAAUAAUUGUUUUAUUUAAUAAAAAUCGUUUAGUAUGUAAAA
Messenger RNA from Hyposmocoma kahamanoa, 503 nucleotides. RefSeq names its product ATP synthase subunit e, mitochondrial (gene ATPsynE). The transcript has 3 exons. Gene Ontology annotation, molecular function: proton transmembrane transporter activity. Lineage: Eukaryota; Metazoa; Arthropoda; Insecta; Lepidoptera; Cosmopterigidae. The coding region runs from base 95 to 349 and encodes 84 amino acids. The record is from RefSeq and is a predicted model, not a curated record. Gene Ontology annotation, biological process: proton motive force-driven ATP synthesis.